AGUUAUUGUGAAUACAUUGUAUCACUUUCAAGACUCUGCUGUUAACUGUUCAAUGGGCAUGAGAGUGCUUCUUAAGUUAAGGCUUGGUUAGAGUGGUAGGUAAUUUGUCUCUACUUUGGUAAUUGCCUGUUACAUAGAACUUUUUUGAACAGGUAUUUUGUUAAGCUCCUCCUGUUGUUGUCUUGGGUUUUCCAUCCAAUAAGUUGCAAAUAAGAUGAGCAGUACCCAGGAGCAGCUGUACUUCAAACAGAAUUAUUCUAACAGUAUGCAACAUGGCCACCUACUUUUUUUCACCAUUUUUUCUCCAAAUUUAUUCUCCCUCCUAUAAUGAACUAUUUUGCAAGGGCCCUAUGAUGAACCAAAAACUUAAACAUGUGUCUAUAAAAACAACUGGCCAAGAAGGAAGAGUAAAUAAAGUUCAUAGGGUCAUGAUUCUUUUUGACUGAGUCCUGAAGUUGUCUACAAAGUUUUGGUUCUGUUGCAGAAGAUUGAUGAAUAGAAAUUUUCCCAAAGCUCUAUAUUGGUCUCCUAGAGAAGUUUUAACUAUGUGCAUUUUUAACCCCAAGGACAUUAUUUUCUGGUUGAUAGUAAUUUUGUUGUUGCUCCUGCUUAGUUUGUAACUGCUUCAGUUUCCCAUUGCUGGGUAAUGCCCCUCAAAUAGCAGCUACCAAAGCACUUAAGUCACAGAAGGGUUUUGGUGUUCUGUUCUCAAUACAGAGUAAAGGCCCCUAGGCAGCAGUUUGGCUGCAGCUUCCUCUGACCUUUCUCACCCUGCAAAACUGCAUGCUGAACUGGAAGAACAGAUGGCUUUCACCAUUGAAGAUAAAUUAUUGAACAGUAAAGGCUUCUUCCUGUUGUUUCAAGGGACAACAGCAAAGAAAAAAUGUGCUUUAAGUUUAUGGAGUAAAAUACCAGUGAUUAGUGAUCAGAGGUGGUUUUUUGUUUUGUUGUGGUUUUUUUUGUUUUGUUUCAGUUUUUUUUUUUUUUUUUUUUUUUGUUAAGAGAGUCACAACAUUUUGAAUAUCACACUUAAAUUUGGAUUCUGGACUCAAAAAUGGAUAAAGAAACAAGUACAAACUGAGCAAGAAAGAACAGUUUUGCUAUAGUCAGUUAUAUUUCACUCUCAUGAUAGCUUUUCUUUUGCAGAAUUCUAGAGAAACUUGAUAUCCAGCAAGUAGUAUUUGGUUCAUACAGGAGGGUGAGAUGCCUGUUCAAGUGCUUCUGUGAUUAAGCUCUUAGUUUGUGCUAAUACUAAAUACUAAUACUAAUACUCUGCUGAUACUAAACACAGUGACAAAUGUCAAGGAAGAGUACUAGAUUCAGCUUUCUUAAUUUGUAAGAAAAUUUGUUCUCUAGAAUAAGGAAAGACAUUUUUGGAAGAUGUGUAUUUUCAUGAAUGAAUAGAAAUACCAUUUUCAUUCUUAAAUAGGAUUAUUGCAACUAAUAAACUUGUUUACAAGAUAAAUUCAGGGAUAUUUGUUUGCUGCUUUCAUCAAAUAAACUGCCAUUGCUAUUUUCUUGUGCUGGUGUGGUGAAGCCUGCCUCUUUCCCCUAAAUUUGUGAGAGUUCUGGAAGCUGAAGAACAAGUACUGGUUAUGUAUCACAGAUACUGGGAAGAGUAUAGCAAAGGGGCAGACUAUAUGGACUGUUUAUACAGGUACCUCAACACACAGUUUAUUAAGAAGAACAAAUUGACUGAAGCUGAUCUUCAGUAUGGUUAUGGAGGGGUGGAUAUGAAUGAACCGUUGAUGGAAAUCGGAGAGUUAGCUCUUGAUAUGUGGAGAAAAUUAAUGAUUGAGCCACUGCAGGCCAUCCUUAUUCGGAUGCUCCUCCGAGAAAUAAAAAAUGAUCGCUGUGGAGAAGACCCAAACCAGAAAGUAAUCCAUGGGGUUAUUAACUCCUUUGUUCAUGUUGAACAGUAUAAGAAAAAAUUCCCCCUAAAGUUUUAUCAGGAAAUUUUUGAGUGUCCUUUUCUGAAUGAAACAGGGGAGUAUUAUAAACAAGAAGCUUCAAACUUAUUACAAGAGUCAAAUUGCUCACAGUAUAUGGAGAAGGUUUUAGGUAGAUUAAAAGAUGAAGAAAUGCGAUGUCGGAAGUACUUGAAUCCCAGCUCAUAUGGCAAAGUCACUCAUGAAUGCCAACAGAGAAUGGUAGCUGAUCACUUGCAGUUUCUACAUGCAGAAUGUCACAAUAUUAUCAGACAAGAGAAAAGAAGUGACAUGGCAAAUAUGUAUACUCUGCUUCGUGCUGUGUCAAGUGGUUUACCUCAUAUGAUUCAGGAACUACAAAACCAUAUCCAUGAUGAGGGCCUUAGAGCAACCAGCAAUCUUUCUCAGGAAAAUAUGCCAACUCAGUUUGUGGAGUCAGUUUUGGAAGUACAUAGUAAAUUUGUUCAACUGAUCAACACUGUUUUGAAUGGUGAUCAACACUUUAUGAGUGCCCUUGACAAGGCUUUGACAUCAGUAGUUAACUAUCGGGAGCCCAAGUCAAUCUGCAAAGCACCUGAGUUGCUGGCCAAAUACUGUGACAACUUGUUAAAGAAAUCAGCAAAAGGAAUGACAGAGAAUGAAGUAGAAGACAAGCUUACAAGUUUCAUUACUGUUUUCAAAUACAUUGAUGACAAAGAUGUAUUCCAAAAGUUCUAUGCCAGAAUGUUGGCAAAAAGAUUAAUUCAUGGUUUGUCUAUGUCUAUGGAUUCUGAAGAAGCAAUGAUAAAUAAACUAAAGCAAGCCUGUGGUUAUGAAUUUACCAGCAAGCUCCAUCGAAUGUAUACAGACAUGAGUGUUAGUGCUGAUCUCAACAACAAAUUCAACAACUUCAUCAAAAACCAGGACACAAUCAUUGAUUUGGGAAUUAGUUUUCAGAUAUAUGUUCUACAGGCUGGUGCAUGGCCUCUAACUCAGGCUCCUUCUUCUACAUUUGCAAUUCCUCAGGAACUGGAAAAAAGUGUACAGAUGUUUGAAUUAUUUUACAGCCAGCAUUUUAGUGGAAGGAAGCUUACUUGGUUACAUUAUCUUUGUACAGGUGAAGUAAAAAUGAAUUAUUUGUGCAAACCUUAUGUAGCCAUGGUCACAACAUACCAAAUGGCAGUGUUGCUUGCCUUCAACAACAGUGAGACUGUCAGCUACAAGGAGCUUCAGGACAGUACACAAAUGAAUGAGAAGGAACUGACAAAAACCAUCAAAUCUUUGCUUGAUGUCAAAAUGAUCAACCAUGACUCAGACAAGGAAGAUAUAGAGACAGAGUCUACGUUUUCAUUAAAUAUGAACUUCAGCAGUAAACGAACGAAGUUUAAAAUUACCACAUCAAUGCAGAAAGACACACCACAGGAGAUGGAGCAGACCCGAAGUGCUGUGGAUGAAGACAGGAAAAUGUAUCUUCAAGCUGCUAUUGUCCGUAUCAUGAAAGCACGUAAAGUGCUGCGACAUAAUGCUCUUAUUCAGGAGGUAAUUAGCCAAUCAAGAGCUAGGUUUAACCCAAGUAUCAGCAUGAUUAAGAAGUGUAUUGAAGUCCUGAUAGACAAACAGUACAUAGAGAGAAGCCAGGCCUCUGCAGACGAAUACAGUUAUGUAGCAUGAUGUUGCUAUCCUGCAGGUAUGAUUGUGAGGAGAUCAUUGCUGUCACUGUUUGGUGUGUUCCUGUGGGAAGAGGCAGGCCUGUGCCUCCAUAAUUGGUCACUUGGCAGCCCCUGUUUUUCUGCUGUUUACAACAUCACCAGUGCCAUGUCAUGAGCGUCAAUGAAAAUGCCUAUAGAUAUUUCAAGCUCAUGUCAUUACGACAUUUCUUAAAACUUUACUAAAAGAAUGAGUGAAGUAUUGCUGAAAUGUGGAGACUUGGUUGGGUACCAUGCUUUUUUUUUUCCCACCCCCUCCCCUUUCACGUUUGCAGUUGAUGUUUUUUAAUGUAUCUUAAGACAAAGUAAAAAAAAAAAAAUCACACAAAACCCCUAAAUAUUGUAAUAUGACAGAUAACCUAAUAAUUGUAUCUACAUUAAAAUGUAAAAAAAAUGACGAACAUGAUACUGCUGCUUGUCAAAUAAAAAAAAUAAAGUUAUAUAAUGUGUCUUGAAUGAUUGUAGAGCUGGAUAUAGCAUUAAUGUCUGUAAAUAUUAUUCAGGCCUGAAGAGUAGAAAUAAUGUUACGUGUUUGGAUUUUGGAUAACCUCAGAAGUAGGUCUGACAUAACAACUAAUUUAUACAAAACUGAAUACCAGGUAUGUCAUGUUUGAUGUGAUUAUAAAAAUAUUUAUGGUUAACUGCACAUCUUGUUUUCUUGAGAUUAGGCUAAUUUACAUUCUCAGUGCCUGAAGGCCUCCCCUGUGUUUGUUAAUCCCACACUAUAGGAAUAUGUUACAAGAGAAAAUAAACUGAUGUUUGAGG
This is a messenger RNA of Cinclus cinclus, 4378 nucleotides long. RefSeq names its product cullin 2 (gene CUL2). Gene Ontology annotation, cellular component: SCF ubiquitin ligase complex; Cul2-RING ubiquitin ligase complex. The coding region runs from base 1596 to 3578 and encodes 660 amino acids. NCBI's taxonomy places the organism in Eukaryota, Metazoa, Chordata, Aves, Passeriformes, Cinclidae. Gene Ontology annotation, molecular function: ubiquitin protein ligase binding. The transcript has 19 exons. The record is from RefSeq and is a predicted model, not a curated record. Gene Ontology annotation, biological process: SCF-dependent proteasomal ubiquitin-dependent protein catabolic process; protein ubiquitination.